Messenger RNA from Miscanthus lutarioriparius, 1380 nucleotides. Lineage: Eukaryota; Viridiplantae; Streptophyta; Magnoliopsida; Poales; Poaceae. The record is from the annotation of a GenBank genome assembly.
AUGAGGCCGCCGGAGGUGGCGGUCGUCGCGGUGGCGGCGCUUCUUCUCGUGGCGGCUGCGGCCGCGGCCGCGGCGGAGUCGGCAGCGCCGUUACCGGCGGCGCUGCGGCUGGAGCGCGCGGUGCCUCACAAGGGGGUGGCCCUGGAGGAGCUCAGGCGGCGGGACGCCGCGCGGCACCGGGUUUUGAGGAGGAGGCUGCUCGGGGCCGUAGCCGGCGUGGUGGACUUCCCCGUCGAGGGCUCCGCCAACCCGUACAUGGUCGGGCUUUAUUUUACCCGGGUGAAAUUAGGAAACCCGGCAAAGGAAUUCUUCGUCCAGAUUGACACUGGGAGUGACAUAUUGUGGGUAACUUGCAGUCCUUGCACUGGCUGCCCAACAUCAAGUGGACUCAAUAUCCAGCUAGAGUCCUUCAGCCCUGACUCUUCAUCAACAUCAUCCAGAAUAACAUGCUCUGAUGAUAGAUGUACAGCUGCCCUCCAAACAGGGGAAGCAAUAUGCCAAACCUCAGAUUCCCCAAGCAGCCCUUGUGGGUACACUUUCACCUAUGGUGAUGGGAGUGGCACAUCAGGGUACUAUGUGUCUGACACGAUGUUUUUCGAAACUGUCAUGGGAAAUGAGCAGACCGCCAAUUCGUCCGCUUCUAUUGUUUUCGGAUGUAGCAACUCACAGUCAGGAGACCUGACGAAGGCAGAUAGGGCAGUUGAUGGAAUUUUUGGGUUCGGACAGCAUCAACUGUCUGUAGUUUCACAACUGAACUCUCUUGGGGUGUCCCCGAAGGUGUUCUCUCAUUGCCUGAAAGGUUCAGAUAAUGGUGGUGGCAUUCUUGUGCUUGGUGAAAUUGUGGAGCCAGGAUUAGUGUAUAGUCCACUUGUUCCAUCACAGCCUCAUUACAACUUGAAUCUGGAAAGCAUUGCUGUCAAUGGUCAAAAGCUGUCCAUUGAUUCCUCCUUGUUUACAACAUCAAAUACACAAGGAACAAUCGUGGAUUCAGGAACAACAUUGGCAUACCUUGCAGAUGGAGCCUAUGAUCCAUUUGUUAGUGCGAUAGCUGCUGCAGUCUCUCCAUCUGACAACAAUGUAUUGUGGUGCAUUGGUUGGCAAAGGAACCAGGGCCAAGAAAUAACUAUACUCGGAGAUCUUGUUUUAAAGGAUAAGAUAUUCGUGUAUGACUUGGCGAACAUGCGCAUGGGCUGGGCGGACUACGAUUGUUCAAUGUCGGUUAAUGUCACCACAUCAUCAGGGAAGAACCAAUACGUGAACACUGGGCAGUUCGACGUGAACGGCUCCGCACGGCGUGCAUCAUACGAGAGCUUGAUACCAGCUGGGAUCGUCACCAUGCUUGUGCAUAUGCUCAUUUUCAGCAGCAGCUCACGUAGAUAG